AUCAAGAUAGAGAAGGAGCUUAGCAGCCUCUACAAGAGAAUGUUUGAACCUCUCCAUGUGCCUCCAGAACUCUUCCAAAGACUAACUGGACAAUUCUGCAACAUUCAGACUUUAAAGACAGGUCAAACUUAUGCUGCAGAAGAUAAAACAUCAGUUGAUGACAGGCUGAGCAUUCUGCUGAAGGGAAAAAUGAAGGUGUCUUAUCGAGGGCAUUUUCUGCAUAACAUAUACCCCUGUGCCUUUAUAGAUUCUCCUGAAUUUCGAUCAACUCAGAUGAACCGGGGUGAGAAAUUCCAGGUCACCAUUAUCGCAGACGAUAACUGCAAGUUCCUCUGCUGGUCCAGGGAAAGGCUGACUUAUUUUCUGGAAUCUGAGCCAUUUCUUUAUGAGAUCUUUAAAUACCUUAUUGGCAAAGAUAUUACAAAUAAACUCUAUUCAUUGAAUGACCCGACCUUAAAUGACAAGGCUUCGAAAAAGAUCGAUCGACAGCCUAGUCUCUGCUCACAGCUCUCUGUGAUGCAGAUGAGAAACAGCAUGGCCAGUACCAGUGACAGUGAGGAUGGCUUGCAGAUGUUUCUUCGUGGGACUUCCUCUGCAUCCUCUCUUCGCCCAGGCCGGACAUCUCCCUACCUGAGAACUUCGGCAAAAAUGAAGCCAAUAGAAGAAAGUGUUGAAGAUGACGUCUUUGAAGCACCAUCUGCUGAUAAGCUUGAACUCCAGCGGCUGCCUUAAAACAGAUGUGUCCUCGCACGUACCAGAGCUUGCACAGAGCUCCAGUGCAAGAGGAAGAAGCUCAAUCUGGGAGGAAUCUGAAAGCUGAACCCACAUCUCUGUAUUUGAAUUUACCACAGCAUGUGUCAGUGGCUUCUAGAUGGAAACGUCACAUUUUAUUUUACUUCUAAGUAAAAUAAAAUAAAAUUUAAAAA
Apaloderma vittatum (bar-tailed trogon) is the source of this 926-nucleotide messenger RNA. RefSeq names its product blood vessel epicardial substance (gene POPDC1). The transcript is spliced from 5 exons. Gene Ontology annotation, cellular component: sarcolemma. The record is from RefSeq and is a predicted model, not a curated record. Lineage: Eukaryota; Metazoa; Chordata; Aves; Trogoniformes; Trogonidae. The annotation marks the transcript as partial. Gene Ontology annotation, molecular function: cAMP binding.